AUGUCCUUCAGCUCACAGAUUGUGGUCGAUUGCCGCGGCCACUUGCUGGGUCGCCUUGCAUCUGUCCUGGCGAAGGAGCUCUUGAAUGGGCAGCACGUUGUCUGCGUGCGCUCAGAGGACAUCAACAUCUCCGGAUCCCUUUACCGCAACAAGCUGAAGUAUGCCGCCUUCAAGAGGAAGCACAUGAACUCCAAUCCACGACAAGGACCUUUUCAUUAUCGGGCACCAUCAAAGAUCCUUUGGCGCACCAUCCGGGGCAUGGUUCCCCACAAGACCGCUCGAGGAGCUGCCGCAUUGGAUCGCUUGAAGACAUUCGAGGGCAUUCCUCACCCCUAUGACCGCAAGAAGCGCAUGGUUCUGCCCAGUUGCCUCAAAGUUCUCCGCCUCCGCCCUGAGCGCCGAUUCUGCCGCCUCGGCGACCUCUCGAAGGAGGUCGGAUGGAAGCACGGCGCUCUCAUCGAGCGCUUGGAGAGCCAGCGCAAAGUGAAGAGCGAGGCGUUCCACAAGAAAAAGGUGGCCGCAAAGCGAGCGCGCUCGGAAGCCCUGAAGGGGGUGAAGCUGUCGGCCGAGGACCAGAAGGCACUUGAAGAAGCGGGCUAUGCGUAA
Messenger RNA from Symbiodinium sp. CCMP2456, 606 nucleotides. NCBI's taxonomy places the organism in Eukaryota, Dinophyceae, Suessiales, Symbiodiniaceae. The record is from the annotation of a GenBank genome assembly.